AUGGCCGAUCAACUCAACAUGAACAACCUCUCGCUGAGCGAGUCUCAGCACGCCCCUAGACAAAAUGGCAACGGUGGAUUCGUCCGCUCUGCUUACAUCCCUCCUCACGCCAGAGGCAGCACCAGAGGCCCUGCUCCUGGUCCCGCUGCUAUGGAUGGCGCACCUCCCAUGAACGCGUGCAACUGGCUGACGAAAAUUUUCAGACCCGGCUUCGGUGCUGGUCGCGGCGGCGGCGGCGGCUGGGGCGGUGCUCCCACUUUCACCCCCAGAGGCGGCAACGGCUUCGACAGAAACGCCUACGGCAACCCCGGCCAGGGCGGUGGUCAACAAGCCCGCGGUUCUGGUGACGGUCAGUGGAAGGACGGCAAGCACAUCCCUGGUCCCUCCAACCCCCGCGUUGAGCGCGAGCUGUUCGGUGUCCCCAACGACCCCAACGUGCAGCACAGCGGUAUCAAUUUCGAGAAGUACGACGACAUCCCCGUCGAAGCCAGCGGUCAAGGCGUUCCCGAUCCCGUCACCACCUUCUCCAACCCUCCUCUCGACGACCACCUUAUCAGCAACAUCGAGCUCUCCGGUUACAAGGUCCCCACUCCUGUCCAGAAGUACUCAAUCCCCAUUGUCAUGGGUGGCCGUGACUUGAUGGCUUGUGCCCAGACCGGUUCCGGAAAGACUGGUGGUUUCCUCUUCCCCAUCCUCGCCCAGGCCUUUGUGAAUGGCCCCAGCGCUACCCCCGUCCAGACCGGCAUGGCCCGCCAGCGCAAGGCUUACCCUACCUCGCUCGUCCUCGCCCCUACCCGUGAGCUUGUCUCUCAGAUCUACGAGGAGGCACGCAAAUUCGCCUACCGUUCAUGGGUCCGCCCCUGUGUCGUCUACGGUGGUGCCGAUAUUGGUCACCAGCUCCGCCAGAUCGAGCGCGGCUGCGAUCUCCUUGUUGCUACCCCUGGUCGUCUUGUUGACCUCAUAGAACGUGGUCGCAUCUCGCUCCAGAACAUCAAGUACCUCGUUCUCGACGAGGCUGACCGCAUGUUGGACAUGGGUUUCGAACCUCAGAUCCGUCGCAUUCUGCUGGCCCGUGACUUCCUCAAGGAGUAUAUCUUCCUCUCUGUCGGUCGUGUCGGUUCCACCUCUGAGAACAUCACCCAGAAGAUUGAGUACGUCGAGGACGUCGACAAGCGCUCCGUCCUGCUCGACAUCCUCCACACUCACGGCGCUGGUCUUACUUUGAUCUUCGUCGAGACUAAGCGCAUGGCUGAUUCGCUCUCCGAUUUCCUCAUCAACCAGGGCUUCCCCGCUACCUCGAUUCACGGUGACCGCACACAGCGCGAGCGUGAACGCGCCCUCGAGAUGUUCCGCUCUGCUCGUUGCCCCAUCCUCGUUGCCACUGCUGUCGCAGCCCGUGGUCUCGAUAUCCCCAACGUCAAGCACGUCGUCAACUACGAUCUUCCCACUGACAUUGACGACUACGUCCACCGUAUCGGUCGUACUGGUCGUGCCGGAAACACUGGUGUCGCCACUGCUUUCUUUAACCGCGGCAAUAGAGGUGUCGUUCGUGACCUUCUCGAGCUCCUCAAGGAGGCCAACCAAGAGGUUCCCGCUUUCCUCGAGACUGUCGCUCGUGAGGGCAGCGGCUUUGGUGGUGGUCGCGGUGGCCGUGGCGGUGGUCGUGGCCGUGGUGCUACUGCUACUCGCGAUGUCCGUAGCUUCGGCGGCGGUUCGCGUCCUGCCUACGCUGGCUCUCAGUGGGGCGGCAGCAGCGGCGGCGCCGGCUUCGGUGGAGCUGCUGCGGGUGGUUACGGCGGCGGCAUGGGCGGUGGCUACGGUGGUGGCAUGGGAGGUGGCAGCUACGGCAACCCCUCUGGUCCCUCCGGCCCUGGUGCCAACUCUUGGUGGUAG
Messenger RNA from Aureobasidium uvarum, 1893 nucleotides. The record is from the annotation of a GenBank genome assembly. NCBI's taxonomy places the organism in Eukaryota, Fungi, Ascomycota, Dothideomycetes, Dothideales, Saccotheciaceae.